AUGGGUUUGCAAGAAGAUAUGAACAGUCGCAGUAGGGUUUCUAGCCCUCCGCCACCGGGGCUCUCCACCUCCACGGUUGAUGCAUCAUCAUCUCAUGCACUGCAGAGUGUCCAACAUGCAUUUUCGCCCGACCACUUGAACCCUAGUACGCUGUCUUAUUUCUACGGCGCAGACCAUCUGCAAACCGGUCUUGCUCCAGGAAGAGCGCAUCCAAUGGCAGUUCUACGCAAUCGGGUUGCGGGUUUCCCUGCGUUGGCGCCUGCUCUCGCUUGUGCUUCGCCGGUGACAGAGACAGCCAUCGCAGCCUCGCAGCCAUCUGCUGUGCAAUUACAGCAGAAAACCACUGCACAGUCGUUAAUCAAUCUUGCGCCGAACCUGAGCAACAAGCCCAAUGACAACCAGGCCGCUCUAGAUGUGCGAGCGCAACAACCCCUCCCGCUUGCUCCGUUGGCAGCCAAGCAGCAGACUCCCGUGGACUCGCCUUUGCAAAAACCAGCCAUCGCAAACCGUAAACGGAGAAACAGGCGAAAGCGUGCUCAUGACAGCGAUGAUGAGAUCAAAGCUAACGACUCAAGCUCAGAUGAUGUGUCGGAUGACAUGUUGCCGGUAGCCAGGCAGACCAAGUCUGGACGCCAGGUCAAUCGGCCGACCUUCUUUGCUCUCUCCCCCGAGCCUAAACAGAGUCCACGGCAAAGACCAUCUCCUUCAGGCAGCACUACUACACCUGCCCCUUCGGGGGCUCCCGUGAAAAGACGCAGAAAAGUGUAUCGCAAGAACGGCAAGGACAUCAAUAUCACUUGCAGUCGCUGUCAGAGAGGUCACAGUCCUGCUACCAAUUCGAUCGUAUUUUGCGACGAGUGCAAUGGUGCCUGGCAUCAGUUCUGCCAUGAUCCUCCCAUUGACAAGCAACUGAUUGAUGUUAAGGAGGCAGAGUGGUUUUGCAAUGAAUGCCGACCUGGCCAGCGAGUCACAUUAUUGAAGCUAAGACUGCCGCCAAAGAAAAAGUCUGUCUCGACAGAAUCAGCUCUGGGUUCUCUUGUUUGUGGCUCACGAUUUACGACCGAAGAACAACGCGGAUAUUUGUCCUCGCUUUCUCACGCUUCCCUAGUUGACAUGCUAGUCACGCUCUCAAAGAAGAAUCCCACGCUCCCGAUUUUCCCAGAGAAUAUGAGAGAUUUAAGGCAAUCGAAGUUCGUUCUCACGCCAUCAUCAUCAAGUACAACGAGCAUAUUGCACCAAACCCUCCAGUCGGCUUCAUCUGGUAUAUCGAACACUGGAGUUCAAAUGACCGAAGCACAGUCGAAGGGCACCGAGGAAGACUCUGACGAUUCCGGCUCUGAAUACGAAGUAGAGGAGCACCGUCUGUAUCCGCGGCCCGGAAACGGAUUCUGCCUACCUCCAGAUGAAGAGGACCUCGAUAUGUUAUUAGAUGAUCCUGCUUGUUCCACGUUUAGCUACGCACUACAUGGCUAUCCCCAGGGGAAUGCGCUUGCCGACAAUGCGCUCACUAUCAAACUUGCGGGCUGA
This is a messenger RNA of Talaromyces atroroseus, 1527 nucleotides long. RefSeq lists its product as hypothetical. The transcript has a single exon. The record is from RefSeq and is a predicted model, not a curated record. NCBI's taxonomy places the organism in Eukaryota, Fungi, Ascomycota, Eurotiomycetes, Eurotiales, Trichocomaceae. Gene Ontology annotation, cellular component: nucleus. Gene Ontology annotation, biological process: regulation of DNA-templated transcription; chromatin organization. The coding region runs from base 1 to 1527 and encodes 508 amino acids. Gene Ontology annotation, molecular function: DNA binding; chromatin binding.